AUGAGUCCUUCGAAGUUCAAGGCCAUGUUGAUUGUGUUCUUUGAUGUCAAGGGUAUCGUGAUGGCAGAGUUGUUUCCCAGCGGCCAGACGAUAAACCAGCUAUAUUAUAUUCAUGUUUUUGACGACACUGCGCGAACGUAUUUAGCUCUCUGCGACUUCUACCUGUUCCCAAAGAUAAAGUCCAUGCUGAAAGGAACACAUUUGUCUGUGGAAGAGGUGAAAGCAAACAGGACGAAACUCCUUGGCAGCAUUACACAAGAUGACCUACGGAAUUGCUUUGAAAUGUGGAAGCAUCGUAUGCAGUUGUGUGUCAACUCAGAAGGGAACUAUUUUGAAGGCGAUCAGAGUUGA
Messenger RNA from Gigantopelta aegis, 351 nucleotides. RefSeq lists its product as uncharacterized. The transcript is spliced from 2 exons. Lineage: Eukaryota; Metazoa; Mollusca; Gastropoda; Neomphalida; Peltospiridae. The record is from RefSeq and is a predicted model, not a curated record. Bases 1 to 351 code for a protein of 116 amino acids. Gene Ontology annotation, molecular function: nucleic acid binding.